GAAAUAAAAUAUCUCAUCUUAAAGGAUCAAGUCGAAAAGCACUAGAAACACCAGCUCCCUCAACAGUAUUAGAACCAAGAGCCCUCUCCACGGCACUAAAGCUGUCAGCACCUUCAACACUCAAAGUAAUUCAACCCAGAAAAACAAAAGAAUGA
Dentiscutata heterogama is the source of this 155-nucleotide messenger RNA. Lineage: Eukaryota; Fungi; Glomeromycota; Glomeromycetes; Diversisporales; Gigasporaceae. The record is from the annotation of a GenBank genome assembly.